AUGCACGUUCUCAGCACUCUGAUUCUGUCCUCCGUCGGACUUGCUUCUGCAUUUGACGUUCCCGCCAAUUUGCAAGCAAUCUACGAUGCCCACAAGUCUGGCGACUGCAAAAAAACACUUUCCUCCGGAUAUGACGAUGGAACCAAGGGCACCACCGAUAUGGGCUAUUGCGGUGACAUAGAUGGCGUCAUCUUCUUGCACAGCACGAAGGGAGCCUACGCCGACAUGGAUAUCGAUUGUGAUGGCGUUAACCGAUCCGCCGGAGAUUGCGCCAAUGAUGGAAGUGGUCAAGAUGAAACCGCUUUUAAGAGCGAGGUGGCCGACUAUGGCAUUGAGGACCUGGAUGCCAACCUCCACCCCUAUGUCGUCUUCGGAAACGAGGGCAGCAGCCCUUCAUUUAUGCCCGAUGAGCACGGUAUGGAGCAUCUGAGUGUGAUGGCUGUUGUGUGCGGUGGCAAGCUGCACUACGGUAUCUGGGGUGAUACCAACGGCGCCACUUCCACCGGAGAAGCCUCCAUCUCUCUGGCUAAGCUCUGCUUCCCCAAUGAGGGCAUCACCGGUAAUAGCGGACACGGCGAUAAGGAUGUCCUAUACAUUGGCUUCACUGGAACGGACGCAGUUCCUGGAUCUGAUGCAGACUGGUCUGCCAAGGACAGCAAGACCUUUGAAGCAAGCAUCAAGUCUCUUGGUGAUAAGUUGGUCGCGGGUCUUGGGGGCUCCACUGACUCCAAGGUUACUACCGGAGGCUCUGCAGCUUCAUUUGUCACAUCCGCGAAGGCUACAACUAGCAUCAAGGACAAAUCCACAACUUCCACCACGAAGACGAAGACCCGCACUCUUUCCAGCACUCCUGCUAGCACUAAAACCGGGAGCUCCUGCCGUCAGGACUAA
Messenger RNA from Penicillium vulpinum, 891 nucleotides. Its product is annotated as glycoside hydrolase family 75 protein. Gene Ontology annotation, molecular function: chitosanase activity. The record is from RefSeq and is a predicted model, not a curated record. The transcript has 3 exons. The coding region runs from base 1 to 891 and encodes 296 amino acids. NCBI's taxonomy places the organism in Eukaryota, Fungi, Ascomycota, Eurotiomycetes, Eurotiales, Aspergillaceae.